UACAAAAGAGUCUCGCUUGAGCCAUUUUCGUUGCUUAUAAUUUUCUUAUAUUAUGUUUUACAUUUGGUUUUUAAACACACUUUUAAUAAAAUAAAAUAUUGAUUUGAUAUUUUCAAUGUCUGGAGAAUUCAGAAGAUCAAUACAGCAGUCUUUAAUUAUAGAUAUAUCCUCAUUAUCGCAUAUAUAUUUACAUCUAUCAUUCCUGUACAUUUCACAUUCUAUUAACAAAUGAUAAAGUUCUCUCCCCUUCAACACCGGUUCUCCACAGCAGGAAAUUUUUUCUAAUUGUAAUACUUUUUUAUUAUGUACUAAUCUUAAACUGUAUUUAUUUACUAAUCUUAUUUGUGCAAAAAUUUUGAUAAAUGGAAGUGGUACUUUAUUUCUUAAAUAAUUUUGCUGUCCCUCUCUCAUAGAGAGAUGAGGGAGUAGUUGUAGAGAGCCGGAGUUUGAGAGAGAGUGCACAUCUUCAGCGCGCAGAAAGGUUUCGUAGAGUUUUAAAAGUCGCUCUUUGUUAUUCUGUACAAAUUCGAGGUUCCAAGAUAUUGUUUCUCCUAUAGUUUCAAACAUUUUUUCUACUUGGGAGCACCAAUUGUAUUUCAUAUUAUUCUUUUGUGAUUUUGUUAAACUAAUUAAUCUUAGCAGGCAAAUUUUAGGGUCAAGUGGAUGAAUGUGUUUGAUACGAAUCCUAACAUUCUCUUUCAUUUUCAUCUACUAUCUUGUUUAUUUACUGCAAAGGGUCGAGGUUGAUCCUAAAUUUUUCAUCCUCAGUCAACAGAAGAGAGUGCAAAGAGCAGAAGUGAAAGAAGUUUUCAAUUUUUUCAAUCACUUUCAUAUUUUGGAAAAGUUGUUUCCUUGGUUAUGGAGACUGAACGAAGCCGACGCCAAGAUUUUAUCACCAGGAAAAUUUUUCACUGCUUUGAUAAGAAUACCAAUUUUAGGAGAAAAAAGAAUAUUUUUCACUGUGACAAAUUAUGAACCACCAAAAUAUUUUGCAAUCGAGUCAAAGGAUAAUUUUUUUAAAUAUCGAAUAGAGAUUCGUCUAAAGAGAGAAGAAAAUAGUCUUCUGUUUGAAACCAGUGUGUUUUGCAAUAAAUCUCUAGCUUUGUUUCAAUACACCGUGGGAAAUAUUAUAUUUUACCUAACCAAAAAUCAUCUCGAACAGUCUGUUAAAAAUGUAAUUCAACUGUACGAGGAAAUUAAUCAAUUAGAAAUUACUCAAUUGUAAAAAUAUUUUUAAAAUAAAAAAAAUAAUUACUACAAAAAUUGAGAAAACUAAAAAAAAUUUCAUGCAUGAAAAAUAAUCGAUUACUGUUUAACUGUGUUUAACUACGAAGACAACUUCAUUAUUUACUUGUCAUUAACAUUAAUAAAAAAAAAUAAAAAAAAAACUUUUAACUACAAUGGCAACUUAAUAAAAUAUUCAAAAUUGAAUAGCAAACAUUUGGCAACAUAAAUAUUCAAAAUUAUGGAUUUUCCACACAUUGUCAGUCUUGCUGUAUUUUAUUUAAUGGCAAAUGUCAUUUUUUUCAUUUUUAUCCGUCUCCCAGUAACCCAUCAAUUAAUAGAAAUUAAUAAUGACGAUGAAACAUUGAAAUUAACAGAGGUUGUUGAUCAGGAGAGGAUUAUACAAAUUGGCCAAGGUGAAGGAUCGCAGACGUCAGAAAGUUAGCUAAUUUAAAAAAGGUUAAAAAUUUUCGCGCAUGGAAAAUAUUUAAUAAAAACAAACAGAAGGGGUGUUA
Leptopilina heterotoma is the source of this 1739-nucleotide messenger RNA. RefSeq lists its product as uncharacterized. The transcript has 6 exons. Lineage: Eukaryota; Metazoa; Arthropoda; Insecta; Hymenoptera; Figitidae. Bases 668 to 1225 code for a protein of 185 amino acids. The record is from RefSeq and is a predicted model, not a curated record.